Prorocentrum cordatum is the source of this 429-nucleotide messenger RNA. Lineage: Eukaryota; Dinophyceae; Prorocentrales; Prorocentraceae. The record is from the annotation of a GenBank genome assembly.
AUGCCCUACCCGGCGGCCUUCCCGACGGCGCUUCCGACGCCCAGCCCGACGCUCAGCCCGACAUUUCUUCCAGGCUGGCCGACGCCACAUCCGACGUUUCUUCCUGCAGCUGCCAUGGCUGGAUCCAUGAGCGGCGCCGGCGCGGCUGCCGCUGGCGACCCCCGUCUUCAAAACGCAGGCAAGCAUGUUCUGAUAAACGUUCCUCGUGGAAUGGGCGCUGAGGACGCAUUGUUUCGCGCGCAGGCCGAUGCGCGCCAGUUGGGUGGAUCCUGCGCGGAUAUGUAUUUCCAGGAAGUGGACGUCACAGGGUCACAGGGUCUUGGGCAGAGGCAAAUCAAGCUGGAGGCUAUCAUUACAGCGUGUCGCAGCCUGAGAACAAGGCUACGUAAUGGCUCGCUGUGGGGCUAUGAUUCCGCACAGUUGAACUGA